This is a messenger RNA of Acanthoscelides obtectus, 3321 nucleotides long. The record is from the annotation of a GenBank genome assembly. Lineage: Eukaryota; Metazoa; Arthropoda; Insecta; Coleoptera; Chrysomelidae.
GUCAACGACCAACGACAAUUGUGAACGUCAACUAACUGGGAUAUUUACAUCUACAUUCCAUGAUGGCAAUAUUUGUGAAAUUUUCGUAAAGGUGAUAAACUAAUAUAUUUUUGAAAUGAUAAUGUCCUCGGCAAACAUGUCUCAAAAUAAUUCAUACUCAAACGAUCGUGGUUUUUGAUGCAGAUUAUGUAGUAGAUCCAGCAUCUGGAGGCUUCUUUCAUGCAGACUUCAAAAGGCACGAUGAUCUCAAGGAAAUGCUGGACUCAAAUAAAGAUAACUUAAAGCUAGAAGCUAUGAAAAGAAUCAUAGGGAUGAUAGCUAAAGGAAGAGAUGCAUCUAUGCUAUUCCCCAGCAGUUGUGAAAAUGUCGUCUCAAAGAAUAUUGAAGUGAAAAAAGUUAGUAUAUGUCUACCUGGAAAGAUAUGCUGAAGAAACAGCAAGACUUGGCUCUCGUAUCUAUAUCAACUUUCCAACGAGCUCUGAAGGAACCAAACCAGUUAAUACGAGCAGGAGCUCUAAGAGUGUUAUCUAGCAUACGAGUUAAAGUAAUAGCACCAAUUGUGAUGUUAGCAAUAAGAGAUGCAUCAUCUGAUAUGUCACCUUAUGUUAGAAAAAACUGCUGCUCAUGCUAUCCCUAAGUUAUAUAGUUUGGAACCUGAGUUAAAAUCCGAACUGAUAUCAAUAAUUCAAAAACUACUAGCAGACAAAACAGUGCUAGUGAUAGGUUCAGCAGUAAUGGCAUUCUCAGAAGUGUGUCCAAAAAGGGUAGAUUUGAUCCAUCAAGUUUACAGGAAGCUUUGUGCCUUGUUAGUGGAUGUUGAUGAAUGGGGCCAGGUUACAAUUGUCAAUAUGUUAACACACUAUGCCAGGACACAAUUUGCUGACCCAAAUUUACAUAAUACAGCUAAUGAAUCGGACAAAGAUUCUUAUGACUCAAACUCUGAGUUGUCGGAUAAACCUGUCCCAAGCUUGGACCCAGAUCAUCGUUUAUUAUUGCGUUCAACACGUCCGUUGCUGCAGUCGAGGAAUGCAGCUGUUGUGAUGGCAGUUGCACAAUUGUAUUAUCACUCAGCACCCGCCAGCGAAGCUCCACUGGCUGCCAAAGCAUUAGUUAGGUUACUGAGAUCUCAUGUUGAAGUUCAGAGCAUCGUUUUGAACACAAUAGCUUCAAUCAGCGCUAAGAACAAAGGGAUGUUUGAACCUUAUCUGAAAACAUUUUUUGUGAGAACUUCCGAUCAUACAAACAUUAAAUUGUUGAAGUUGGAGAUACUGACGAAUCUAACCACGGAUGCCAAUGUUUCAAUCAUCCUUAUGGAAUUGCGAACAUAUGUUUUCAACAGUGAUAAGAAUUUUGUUGCUGCCACUAUUCAAGCCAUUGGAAGAUGUGCCUGUUCAAUUUCAGAAGUUACAGAUUCGUGCCUUAACGGGUUGGUCUCUCUCUUAUCUGAUGGAGAUGAAGCUGUAGUUGCGGAAAGUGUAGUGGUCAUAAAAAGACUGUUGCAGAUGCAAGCUGCCGAUCCCAAAGAAAUAAUCACACAUAUGGUGAGACUGCUCUGUAGCAUAACGGUAGCUCAGGCGAGAGCAGCCAUCUUGUGGCUGUUGGGAGAACACUCGCAGAAAGUUCCUAAUAUUGCGCCCGAUGUCCUCAGGAAAAUGGCUAAGACUUUUUCAGACGAGAAUGAUAUUGUUAAACUACAAAUAAUGAACUUAGCAAUUAAAUUAUACAUAACAAAUCCGGAGAAAACAGCUCUUUUAUGUCAAUAUAUUUUCAGUUUAGCUAGAUAUGAUCAAAACUAUGAUAUAAGAGAUAGAGCUAGAUUACUUAAACAUUUUGUACCUAAUCAAGAGGGAAGAAUUCGGUCACAAGCGGCUAGAAUAUUUUUGGCCAGCAAACCAGCACCUUUACUCCAAUCACAGUUCAGAGGAUACCGAGGAGUUGCAGCUAGGUUCUCUUUCACAUUAUAUCAGGCAAAGGGCGAACGGCUAUAAACCUUUACCGCCAUUCCCUGAAAAUCCUCCUCCUGGUGAUAUUAGAAAUGUAGAACCUUUGUAUGGAGAAGAAAACUCAAAAUCCUACAAUGAGGCGAACAAAAAAGGUAAAGAAUUAUUCAGUUGGGAGUCUGAUGCCAGUUCAAAUGGAAAUAGUAACCCGAGCAGUUCUGGUAGUGAAUCUUCCUCUGGUAGCACCGAUUCUGAAGAGGAUUCGGCUGAAGAAGAGUCUGGUGAAGAAGAAUCUGAAAACCAAAAAUCAUCAUCGUCCGAAGAUUCAGUAUCUAUGAGUGAAGAAUCAAGUUUGGAAGAGCAGCAUGUUCCAAAAACAAAUUCUAAACACGAUCACGUGAACAACGUAAAAGAGAAAAAAUCAAAUCUAGAUCUCCUCCUAGAUUUGGACUUGAGAAGCCCUGCUCCUGUGCUGACACCUUCUUUGGGUGGUUUUUUCACUCCAUCUGGUGGUGGUGACAAAUCAUAUGAUAUACAGGUUGUACAGCCGACGUUCACCCACACGAAACCCAUAGAACUGUUGAAUCGAAUCAGCGGCAGGGGAAUGUCAGUUACAUAUAGAUUUACUAGAAGUCCACAUUUGUACUCACCGAGCAUGACGAAUAUUAAUUUGUCCUUCACGAAUCAUACUGAAGAAGAGAUCACUGACAUAAGACUGGGGAAAAAGAAUUUGAUGACUGGUAUGAGUCUCCAUGACUUUGCAUAUAUAUUAACACUACCUCCAAACUGCUCCUUGCCGGCCACUCUUGGGGUUGAUUUUAAUGACAGUACUCAACCUGCCAACUUUGAGAUCGUGUCUUCUUUAGGUAUUUUCAACGUAUUCAUAAAGCCAACAGUAGGAGAGUUGGUUCGACCAAUAAAAAUGCCGAAAGCAUUAUUUCUGGAAAAGCAGUCAAGGCUGAAAGGUAUGCAUGAACAUUCCGUGGUGUUGCCUCAAUGUGUUGACAACAUCGUUCAAAGAGUUGCUGAGACGACAAAUCUGGGCCCUUGCGAUGAUUCCGAUCCUGAUGUUUAUAGGUUUGCUGGACAUACCAUGGCGUCUUCGAAUUUGACACUGGUGACAGUUUUCAAGAGUGAGAAGAUCACGCUGACUGUGAACUGUGAGAAUGUUAUUUUUGUUUCUGUUAUGCUCAAUGAACUGAUAAGUAAUUUGAGUUCAUAGAAUCAGUUUAUUCAUUUUGUUAGCAGAAAUAUCCGUUUCUUCUUGGUUUUUGGCUGUCUUCAUGUUGAAAAAUAUUCGCUUGUAUUUUUCCUAUUAUCAUUACAUAACGUGUCGUACUUUAUAUACAUAUAUUAAUAAAGCAAUUAAUUAUUGUUAUAA